AUGGAGUUCCCUAGCAAGUUGGUGUUGUUGUUCCUGAUAGCCAUACUGUCGUCAACACAGUCUCAAUCGGCUACGAGCCCUCCAGCCCCAGUCCCCUUCAGCCCUGCACCAGCUCCAGCACCAACUUCCCCAUACGUUAACCUCACCGAUUUGCUUUCAGUAGCCGGCCCUUUCCAUGAAUUCCUGGGCUACCUCCAAUCGACGAAAGUAAUCGACACAUUCCAGAACCAAGCGAACAAUACCCACCAAGGAAUCACCCUCUUUGUCCCUAAAGACUCGGCUUUUCGAGCACUCAACAAGCCACCACUCCCUUCCUUGUCCAAUGUCUCCGCGGACCAGCUCAAGCAGAUCAUGCUCUUCCACGCAUUGCCUCGGUUCUACUCUUUGGCCGACUUCGACAAGCUCAGCCAGAAGAACCCUGUGAGCACAUUUGCGGGUUCCGGCCAGUUUGCACUCAACUUCACUUACACCAACGGGUUGAUCCGGAUUGAUUCUGGUUGGAGCCAGACUAAGUUGAGCAGUGCUGUGCAUUCGACUAACCCCGUGGCUAUAUACCAAGUUGAUAAGGUGCUGCUCCCUGAGGCCGUCUUUGGGGCCGAUAUCCCACCAAUGCCGGCUCCUGCUCCUGCUCCUGAGAAGGCGGCGAGCCAAGCUCCCGACGCAGAUAGUCCUUCUGCUGAUGCCACGUCGGGGAAAGGAGGGAAGGGUUCAGGGGAUUCUACUUCAUCAGCUGGUUCUGCUGGGCUUGGUUUGUUGAGCAAGUUGGUGGUUGCUUGCGGAGGAGUGAUGAUGUUGUUGUUGUGA
This is a messenger RNA of Linum tenue, 804 nucleotides long. The record is from the annotation of a GenBank genome assembly. Lineage: Eukaryota; Viridiplantae; Streptophyta; Magnoliopsida; Malpighiales; Linaceae.